AACUAAUCAAGCCAGCGUCCGCCAUUACAAAAACGAAGCUUGUUUUCAUGUCUUUAUCAUAAGAUGGCACAAAGAUUUCCAGCUAAUGCUGGAACUCCAAAUUCGGCGCCUUCGCCACAAAGAUAUCAAGGACCCGGACAAGCGGUUCCACCCUUGAGACAAUAUGCUGGGCCCAAUUUUCCAUUACAACAACGCCCCGGGGGCUUCUCGGGCGGCAGCGGGGCAGGAGGGCCACAAGGGGCUGGGGGUCCCCCCGGCGGCAGGGGUCAGGGCGGUGGGGCCGGUGGCCCCUAUGGUGGCAGCGGGGGCGGUCCGAUGGGGGCCAGAGGCGGUGGCAUGGGGCAACAAGGAGGCGGAAAACGACCCAAUGAUAGUCGGGGGUCACCGCAGCAAAAUAAGGGUGGUGCCAACUGCGGCACAGGCGGCGGAGGAGUGGGCGGAGUCAACAACAGUGCUGCCAACUGUCAGGGUGGCAGCAGCAAGAAGAAGAAGAAGUUGGCCGACAAAAUCCUGCCGCAAAAGGUGCGCAACCUGGUGCCCGAGUCGCAGGCCUACAUGGAUCUGUUGGCUUUCGAGCGGAAACUCGACUCCACCAUCAUGCGCAAACGGCUCGACAUACAGGAAGCUCUGAAACGACCGAUGAAGCAGAAACGGAAACUGCGCAUCUUCAUAUCGAACACAUUCUACCCCGCCAAGGAGGCAGGGGGAGGAGUAGGGGGAGAUGGUGGUGGGGCUCCUCAAGAAGAGGGCAGUGUUGCCUCCUGGGAGCUCAGAGUUGAGGGUCGGUUACUGGAGGACGCCAAAAACGAUCCAAAUAAGGUGAAGCGCAAAUUUUCGUCGUUUUUCAAGUCGUUGGUGAUCGAGCUAGACAAGGACCUUUAUGGACCAGACAACCAUCUGGUCGAGUGGCAUCGCACUCCCUCCACACAGGAGACUGACGGAUUUCAGGUGAAACGUCCCGGCGACAAGAAUGUCCGAUGCACAAUUCUACUGUUGCUCGACUACCAACCGCUUCAGUUCAAGUUGGACCCGCGGCUGGCUCGCCUCCUGGGGCUGCAUACCCAGACAAGGCCCAUCAUCAUCUCGGCACUAUGGCAGUACAUCAAGACUCAUAAACUGCAGGACGGACACGAGCGUGAGUUUGUGAACUGUGACAAAUAUCUGGAGCAGAUUUUCGCGUGUCAACGCAUGAAGUUCGCCGAAAUUCCGACGCGGCUCAACCCUCUCCUCCAUCCGCCCGAUCCGAUCGUUAUCAACCACAUUAUCAGUGUGGAAGGCACAGAGCAAAAGCAGACAGCCUGCUACGACAUUGACGUUGAAGUUGACGACACGUUGAAGGCGCAGAUGAACAACUUUCUGCUGUCAACUGCUUCCCAGCAGGAGAUACAGGGCCUGGACAACAAGAUACACGAAACAGUUGAGACCAUCAACCAGUUGAAAACUAACCGCGAGUUCUUUCUGAGCUUCGCCAAGGAUCCGCAACAGUUUAUCAACAAGUGGAUUGUUUCGCAGACCAGGGAUCUCAAGACAAUGACGGAUGUGGUUGGCAACCCUGAGGAGGAGCGCCGCUCCGAGUAUUACUACCAACCUUGGGCCCAGGAGGCGGUCUGCCGCUAUUUCUACACUAAAGUGCAACAGAAGCGAGCCGAGUUGGAGCAGGCACUCGGAAUCAGGAACAACUAGUGGCCUAUCUAGUUGACAACUAUAUAUAUCUGUGGUGUGUGGACGUUGACAAAGCAUCUAAAAGUUGAAUCAUUCCCACCCAAAUUCUUGACUCAGCACCGUUAGAUUGUGUUUUGACAUAAUCUUAUGAUUAAUUCUCUAUAGAAGCGAGCCGAGUUGGAGCAGGCACUCGGAAUCAGGAACAACUAGUGGCCUAUCUAGUUGACAACUAUAUUAUAUCUGUGGUGUGUGGACGUUGACAAAGCAUCUAAAUUUUAAACCAUUCCCACCCAAAAUCUUGACUCAGCACCGUUAGAUGUUUUGUCAUAAUCGUAUGAUUAAUUCUUAAUUUUUUCUCAUCAAUACAGUUUUAUAAAAUUUAGGCUGAGCCCACACCGGUUAGUCAAGACAAAACUAUAGUGAGGUCCACGUUAUAAUGGCAGUGAAGGAAGAUACGAGAACAACGUUGGCAAAUUGACUCCAUUUUGCCACUGAGUGUACACAGUUGUUAUUCAAUUCAUCCCAUUAAAUUUGAUCUGAUAUUAAUAUCAAUUCCUUCAAUUAAAUUAUAAAUUUCAUGUCAAAUUAAUAUUAAAUCCAUCAAUAAAAUCUAAUUUUUUCAUAAUUUGAUUCUAAACUUUGCUUACAUAACUGAGAUCAGAUUUACAAACCUGAAACCUAAAAUAUUUCUGGCAAACUGACAACAUUGCAAAGCUAGAGAGAGAUAGUGCUAUCUGUUUUGUUGCAUUUUAGACAACAACACUAUUAUCAAUCAUACACUGACAUUAUAACGUGGACCUCACUAUAGUCUCAAUACUUCACAUAGUUGCUUAUGAAGACAUGUCUAAUUGCAAUGACUAAUCAGUGUGAGUUGUGUCACAAGCAGCUAUGUGAAGUAUUGUGACUAAACGUGUCUGAUCAUGUCUUGUCUUGUCUUGACUAACUGGUGUGUGCCUAGCCUUACUAGCAUAGGCUUAUAAAAACCAUAAUCUUGAAAGCUGUAAAUAUUAUUUGAUAUACAUACGAUUCUCGAGAAUGAUUUUCAUAUAUCUGAGUUCGAACACCACUUUUCUUUUGUUUCUAAAUAUUGUACUCCUUUUUAUAAUUAAACUGUGGAUUUUAUAACUAUCAUUAAACUUUAUAUAUAUUAUGAAUCGAU
Messenger RNA from Nilaparvata lugens (brown planthopper), 2821 nucleotides. It is a transcript of the gene Bap60, whose product is annotated as brahma-associated protein of 60 kDa. NCBI's taxonomy places the organism in Eukaryota, Metazoa, Arthropoda, Insecta, Hemiptera, Delphacidae. The transcript is spliced from 9 exons. Gene Ontology annotation, biological process: regulation of transcription by RNA polymerase II. Gene Ontology annotation, cellular component: SWI/SNF complex; nucleus. The record is from RefSeq and is a predicted model, not a curated record. The coding region runs from base 64 to 1683 and encodes 539 amino acids.